AUGUCGAGGAGAAUCACAGUCGCAGCUGCCCAAGUCGGCGCAGUCCACAAAGACGCAUCCAAGCCAGAGACGGUCCAGAGACUCAUCAAACUACUACAAGAAGCAGCCGAGAAAAAAGUCCAACUGCUAGUCUAUCCCGAAUGCACUCUGACCACCUUCUUCCCACGCCACUUCAUCCAAUCCCAAGCAGAACUAGACCAGUACUUCGAACAUGGCGAAGACAUUACGCAAUCGAAAGAUAUCAAACCUCUCUUCGACGAAGCACAAGUACGUGGCAUUGACAUUUGCAUUGGAUAUGCAGAGCGCACGCCCGACGGAACGGGAUACAAUACCUCUGUGUAUUAUUCCGCUUCGGAAGGCAAGGUGAUUAGCAAAUACAGAAAAAUUCAUUUGCCGGGCAGAGUCGAGCCGUUUGAAGACCCGGAAGCAACGAAUCAGUUGGAGAAGCGGUAUUUUAAGCCUGGUGAUUUGGGCUUCAAGGCUUUUCGUGCGCCGGGCCUGGUUCCAGACGCGAGGAAAAUGUCUAUGCUCGAGAAGAAGGAGGAGGAGGAGGGAAAGGAAAAGGCUGAGCGAGCAGAUGGGAAAGGCGACCCGAUUAUGGGUAUGAUGAUCUGUAACGAUCGUCGUUGGCCCGAGGCAUGGCGAGUGUAUACUCUACAAGGAGCAGAGAUUUUGAUGUUUGGAUACAAUACGGGCUCUCACAUGUCGCAUCUCUGGGGCACUGGAAAUGACAUGACGCCCGACGAGCAAGAGAAGGAAGCCUUGUUCCAUUCGAGACUCGUCCAGCAAGCCAACAGCUACAUGCAUGCUUGCUUCUCCAUCUCAUCGGCCCGGUGCGGUGUGGACGAUGGCAAAUACGAUCUCAUCGGGGGAAGUGCCAUUGUCAGCCCCGAAGGCCACGUUGUCGCUGAAGCCAAGACUAAGGCGGAUGAGCUCGUUAUUGCAGAGAUUGAUUUGGCCGAGUGCAGGAAAGGGAAAGAAAAGACUUUUGAUUAUGCUCGACAUAGAAGAGUGGAGGCAUACUCCUUGAUUACCGAGCAGACGGGCGUGAUAGAGCCACCUCUACUCUCCUGAAGAAUGUAGCCAUAGCAUCUCUC
Sphaerulina musiva SO2202 is the source of this 1097-nucleotide messenger RNA. RefSeq names its product carbon-nitrogen hydrolase. The transcript has a single exon. The record is from RefSeq and is a predicted model, not a curated record. NCBI's taxonomy places the organism in Eukaryota, Fungi, Ascomycota, Dothideomycetes, Mycosphaerellales, Mycosphaerellaceae. Gene Ontology annotation, molecular function: hydrolase activity, acting on carbon-nitrogen (but not peptide) bonds, in linear amides. Bases 1 to 1074 code for a protein of 357 amino acids.